UCAGGCCCAGCCCUGGGGCUCCUCCUGUGCAGGCUGAGCACAGCAAUGGGGUGUCCCAGCUCCCUCUGUCCCGGGGAGCUCUGGGCAGGGCAGGCUGGCAGGAUGGGAAUGAGCUGACUCUCCUCCAGCAGUGCCAUGGACAGUAGCCCUGGUGUGUCCUGGGGAUGCCAUCCAAGCUGUGAGCUGCCUCCAGGGGACACUAGGGGACAGGAGUGUCCUUGGCCAGGAGUGGGGCUGAGACUCUGAAAAAGGAUGAGCCACUUUGCUCUGCUGUGGCCCCUCUGCUCUCAGCUGUGUCAGGCUGAUUUUAAGGGGAACACAGUGACUGUCCUUAAUCUCAGAAACGGCAGCUUGGGACAGAUAGAGGGACAGAGUAGCUCCCAUCACCCUUCACUGAGUUCCAGCCAAUGCUCUUGCACUGCACAGUUCUCUCUGAUCUCCCUCGGCACAACAGAAAACCCUCUCAAAAUUCCUUUGGCCAUCACAGUUCCUCAGCCCUGUAAAAGGAGAUACUGCCAAGCUCGUCUGCCUCAGGAGCAGUUUGGGCUGAUGAAUUCUAACCCCAGAACCGGCCCCUGUCCCUGUUCCCAUCACCCCACUGCUGCAGAGCAGAGCUGACCCCUCUGUGUCCAUGGGCAGAGCCCCUGCUUGUCACAGAAGUGGGGCCAGAUCCCAGCAGAGCUGUAGUCACAGGGCUGAAAGAAGGGCUCUGAAAAAAGGAAAAAUGGGUGGCACAGAGUGACAGGGGCAGGGCUGGGAGAAAGGGGUUGGGCAUUGCUCAGGAAAGUCUCCUCUGAGUUGUCACUGUCUCCUCCUUCAACAGGACUCCAUGGCCGGAGUGAAGAAAUGUCCAACAGCAGCUCCAUCAGCCACUUCCUCCUGCUGCCAUUGGCACACACGCGGCAGCUGCAGCUCCUGCACUUCUGCCUCUUCCUGGCCAUCUCCCUGGCUGCCCUCCUGGCCAACGGCCUCAUCAUCAGCGCCGUAGCCUGCGGCCACCUCCUGCACAGCCCCAUGUUCUUCUUCCUGCUCAACCUGGCCCUCAGUGACCUGGGCUCCAUCUGCACCACUGUCCCCAAAGCCAUGCACAAUUCCCUCUGGGACACCAGGAACAUCUCCUAUGAAGGAUGUGGUGCACAGGUGUUUUUCUUUCUGUUCUUUAUAUCAGCAGAGUAUUAUCUCCUGACCGUGAUGUGCUACGACCGCUACGUGUCCAUCUGCAAACCCCUGCACUACGGGACCCUCCUGGGCAGCAGAGCUUGUGCCCACAUGGCAGCAGCUGCCUGGGCCAGUGCCUUUCUCACUGCUCUGCUGCUCACAGCCAAUACAUUUUCCCUGCCCCUGUGCCAUGGCAAUGCUCUGGGCCAGUUCUUCUGUGAAAUCCCACACAUCCUCAAGCUCUCCUGCUCCAAAUCCUACCUCAGAGAAUUUGGGAUUACAGUGGUUUCUGCCAGUUUGUCAUGUGGUUGUUUUGUAUUCAUUGUUUUCUCUUAUGUGCAGAUCUUCAGGGCUGUGCUGAGGAUCCCCUCUGAGCAGGGACGGCACAAAGCCUUUUCCACCUGCCUCCCUCACCUGGCUGUGGUCUCCCUGUUCAUCAGCACUAUCAUGUUUGCCUACCUGAAACCCCCCUUCAUCUCCUCCCCAUCCCUGGAUCUGUCACUGUCAGUUCUGUACUCGGUGGUGCCACCAACCCUGAACCCCCUCAUCUACAGCCUGAGGAACCAGGAGCUCAAGGCUGAAGUGUGGAGACUGAUCAGUGGACAAUUUCAGAAACAUUUAAUGGCUGGAAAAUUUCUGUAAAUAAGUUGUAAUAAAGGUUGCCUUUGAUACUUCUUCCUGAUUUCGUUUUGGAGGUUCUUUUUCUGUGUUUUACUUUUUUAGUAUUGUCCACAAGGAAAGUCAUUGUUUGUGUCCUUUCUGAUGUUGUUUCUCUCCACCUUUGCUAUGGCUAAAGACUUUUUCAAUGAAGGGCUGUGCUCUCAGUUACUUUAAACCAACCUAAGAAUCUCUCAGGAGAGUUAUUUGCAGAGAUCCCCCUUUUGUUCCCUUCUCUGCAGCUGCAGCAGCAAUGUCUGUGUGCAGAGCUGGGGCAGAUCAGUGCUGGCACAGCAGCUGUGCCCAGCAGCAGCAGCACUUGGUGUUGCCAGUGCUGCUGCCGUGGCCCUGCCCCGCUGCCCUCCUGGCCCUGCUGUUGCUGUAGGGCCUGAGUGCUCUUGGGGCCGGGCACAGGGCUGGGGGUGGCAGUGCCGGGGCUGCAGCAGGGACAGGCCAUGGGCACUGCUGGGGCAGCGCUGACGCCUCAGGCCAGGGCCUGGGGGCUGCAGGCUCCUUGCCCAGGCUCUCUCCACAACAUGGCCAGGCCAAUGCUCAGCACAGAAAAGCCCCGUCAGCAGCCCCAGGCUGCCCGUGGGCAGGCUGGGGGCAAACAGCAUGGCUGGGGCUCUGCAAGGUCCCUGGGGGAGACGGGAAGGAGCAGCAGAGCAGGGGCUGAUCCAUCCCCACUGCGCUGGACACCCCAGGGCAGCGUCCCAGAGCGUCCUCAUGCACCUGCCAACAACAU
Prinia subflava (tawny-flanked prinia) is the source of this 2560-nucleotide messenger RNA. Its product is annotated as olfactory receptor 14J1-like. NCBI's taxonomy places the organism in Eukaryota, Metazoa, Chordata, Aves, Passeriformes, Cisticolidae. Gene Ontology annotation, molecular function: odorant binding; olfactory receptor activity; G protein-coupled receptor activity. The record is from RefSeq and is a predicted model, not a curated record. Gene Ontology annotation, cellular component: membrane. The transcript has a single exon. Bases 847 to 1800 code for a protein of 317 amino acids. Gene Ontology annotation, biological process: G protein-coupled receptor signaling pathway.